Molecule: messenger RNA, 2190 nt
Organism: Kockovaella imperatae
Lineage: Eukaryota; Fungi; Basidiomycota; Tremellomycetes; Tremellales; Cuniculitremaceae
Product: kinase-like domain-containing protein
Exons: 2
Coding region: 1-2190 (729 amino acids)
Biological process (GO): intracellular signal transduction; protein phosphorylation
Molecular function (GO): ATP binding; protein serine/threonine kinase activity
Source: RefSeq, a predicted model, not a curated record
AUGGCUACACACAUGAACGAAUCAUCGACUCCUUCAGGAGCCUCGACUCCUGCCCCAAGUCAUCAUGGUGCGGCUACGCCCGCUAUGCAGAGACGAGGCAGCUCGUUUGGAGGAUUAGGUCAACAUGCGCCCAGCGGAGUCCAAACGGGAACCUCCACACCGGCGGUCGGUGAUGCCACGAUGAAGGACAAGGACCAUCAUGGGGCUCACACAUCACACUUGAUCGGAUUCAUGAGGCAUCAUCACAAGGAUCACAAGGACAAGGAUAAUGAAGCUGAAAAGUCUCAUUCAUCUUUGGCCAGCUUUUUCGGUCACAGCUCUGAGAAAAAAGAGAAAAAGAAGCGUUCCGAAUCCAGACCAGGUUCUGCUGUGCCUUCCAGGACUCCGACAUUGCACACCAUUGAGCAGGAGAGCCUACCAUCUACACCGAUCGGCUCGCAUCAGCCUUCACCAGCGACCACUCCAGGUAUCGCCACGCCGAGGAAUGCCGGCAACUACCCUGGAGUUCCCUAUCCAGUCGUCGCCUUGACUCAUCCGUCUUUACACGAAGCGACGCAUGCGCAUCUUUCCAAGAAGUAUGGUAAAUGGGGCAAGGUGCUGGGAUCAGGUGCAGGCGGUACAGUGCGGCUGAUCAAGGCGAACGCAAAGCAGGGCGGAUCAACUUACGCCGUCAAAGAAUUCAGACCUCGACGCCAGGGCGAAUCGGAGAAAGAGUAUCAGCGAAAAGUCACUGCAGAGUUCUGUGUCGGCGUGACCCUCAGGCACGUCAAUGUCAUUGAGACGGUCGAUAUCGUCAAUGAUCACGGGCAUUACUACGAGAUCAUGGAAUAUGCCCCAUACGAUCUAUUUUCAGUGGUCAUGUCUGGCAAAAUGUCUCGGCCUGAAAUCUAUUGCGUAUUCAGACAGAUUAUCGAUGGUGUCAAUUAUCUCCACUCGAUGGGUCUCGCACAUCGUGAUCUCAAGCUGGACAAUUGUGUCAUGACGCCAGACAACAUUGUCAAGCUCAUCGAUUUUGGGACAGCGACAGUGUUUCACUACCCUGGCAAGCAUCAAAUUCCAGCAUCUGGGGUGGUGGGGUCGGAUCCAUAUCUUGCGCCCGAGGUGCUGAGCAGAGACACAUAUGACCCGCGAUUGACCGAUGUCUGGUCGGUUGCCAUUAUCUUCAUGUGCAUGGUUCUCAGACGGUUCCCAUGGAAGAUUCCCGACUACAAGACGGACAUGUCCUACAGGUUGUACGUCAAUACACAUCCGGAAUUGUGCCAGAAGCCCGAGAUUCCCACCCCUACUCCAUCCGUUGCGAACGGCGUCGAGUCCUCGGCCAAGAUGGGAGGCCCUCACACAUUAUUGGCAGAUGGCACAAGCUCGCUACCUUUCCGAACGCAAACAUCCACUUCGACCGCAUCGACCGCUGUAGAUGCCAAGCAGCCGGAAACGGAUAACCAAGAAGCAAGCUCAUCGUCAUCUGAUGAUGAAAAGUCAAAAACACCCUCUAUUGCGACUUUGCAUCUGCGGUCCUCUCCCACUGAGACACAGGAUCCUUCUGAUCAAUAUUUCCCUCGUCGAAGUGACACAGCCGUCUCAGUGCCGGAUCACCCUACGCCUCGAUCACCGUACAAUGCUCAGAGGCACGGAACCCUACCGCCAUCUGCGAAUCUUGCAUCACCUCAAGCGGAUCGACAGAGACCCGGUCCUCAUUCUCGUGCGCGUUCGAGCACAACCCCUACAUCGCCUGCCCCUAUGAGCCCGGUUUCUGAGAUGACUGCCUCUCCUUCGAGAGCACCUUCACGGAUGGAGCAGCAGGCCAAGCGGGAGCGAGCAGCGUCUAUCUCGUCGACUCGAACCUUCCAGAGUGGUGGUGCCGAGUCCAUCUUCAGGCUUUUACCCAGAGAGUCUCGCUCUGCCAUCAUGAGAAUGCUCGCUGUGGAGCCGACUAUCCGGUGCACAUUGAAUGAUCUGCUCGUCGGACGCGGCAAUGACGAGAUGAUGUGUCCUUGUGGAUCUCCUGGCUGUGGUGGAAACCUCGCUGCUCCCCCCGCUGAAAUCACAGGACUCGGCAUCGACGAGGCGGACGAAGGCGAUGAAUGGGUCAAGAACAUUGAUUGUUGUAGCCAUCAUAUCGGCAAACCUAGUAAUCAUUCGCAUAUCAAGGUCACGGUCGAGGAGAAGCCCAAAAAGAAGUUGUUCCAUUAG